AUGGACAUCGAAAAAGGGACGCCCGACCAGUCUUUCCUCUCAGGAUAUCCUUCACUGGCAGCUUUUAUUGCCAGUGAUCGCGACCAAACAACAACAAUCUUCAAGAGGUUCAACCGUUUAGCCGCACGAUACUUGCUGCAUCUUCAAAGCCAGCUCGCUGAGUUACAGGCUGGACAAGAUGAACUGGACCGCAAAGAUGCUUUGAGCCCUCUAGAGGUAAAGCAGUACUCGCGAAACUGGGCUGAGUUCAUAAGGGCAACCGACAACGAUCCUCAUCAGAAGAGACGUAACGAGCUGAGUGAUAAAAUAGGUGAAAGACUCAAAGCUUAUCGAGAAGCUCUGCUAUACGAAAGCCAGUUGGCAUCAUUUCCUAGACCGCCAAAACGAACGCUUGAGGCAUUUCGUUUCAAGUUCUUCGAUCAUGGAAGUGGACAACCGUAUCCAACUUUAGGUGCACGCAGUAGGGCGUUAUUCGAUGACGAUGACGACUUGGUAGUAUUGAAAGUACAGGACCGUGAUCGGCUUACUGCGUUUCUGCAAGAUCACUGCUCAAGGAUGUUCAGAGUGGAGAAAGAUAGGGAUGGCAUUGCAUAUCCCUCGGAUCAGCAAAUAGCCCAGACUGUGACUAUUCUGUGUAUCCUGAACGCUGCGGCGCUGCUCGUCGGGACUAUAGUAGCGCUGUACGUGAUAUCCUCUGAGAAGACAAAGUUGGCCAAUGUAGGCAUUCUGAUGAAUUCAAGAAGAUCGGAGGUUUUUGCUGCAGCUGCUGGGUACGCUGCAGUGCUCGUCGUCUUCGUCAGUGGGAAUGUCGGUACUCAGGAGAAGGGGAGAUGA
This is a messenger RNA of Bipolaris oryzae ATCC 44560, 834 nucleotides long. RefSeq lists its product as uncharacterized. The transcript has 3 exons. The coding region runs from base 1 to 834 and encodes 277 amino acids. Lineage: Eukaryota; Fungi; Ascomycota; Dothideomycetes; Pleosporales; Pleosporaceae. The record is from RefSeq and is a predicted model, not a curated record.